Pseudogymnoascus verrucosus is the source of this 2205-nucleotide messenger RNA. RefSeq lists its product as uncharacterized. The record is from RefSeq and is a predicted model, not a curated record. The transcript has 2 exons. The coding region runs from base 209 to 2050 and encodes 613 amino acids. NCBI's taxonomy places the organism in Eukaryota, Fungi, Ascomycota, Leotiomycetes, Thelebolales, Thelebolaceae.
CAUGCAAUCCUUCAGGGCCAUAUUCGAAUCCGAAUCCAAUUAUAGCUAAGGACAGUUCAUUUUAUGUUAUAUAACAUCUUGCAACCUUUUCGGAAGAUGACCACCUCUCUUCCAGGAGGAUGUAAAUGGCCGUGAAAGACGUUGGUCCGAAUACAUGACCUGAUGAGAAUCGCAGAUCUAGUUUCUGCUCAUUCCAGUCGCAGUUAAAAUGUCAGACUCAAACGCGUCGCCGGCGGAAGUCCGUGUUUCUGUCAUCGCUCUGGUCGUUUCAUUGGUUGCACUUGUUGCUACCACCGGGCAAUUGCUACAACAGUAUUUUGCAACAGCAGAUGGCUACCGUCGUUGCCAAUCGUCCGUCAUGGGCGCUUGGGGUAAGAAGACAAGACUGCGGUGGAGAUGGCGUCAGUUUCGAUUUGAGACGCUGUAUUCGACGCCUGAAAUAUUCAUGACGGAUAUGUUUUAUCCGAUCUGUUCGGCCGAAUACCUGCUAGGGCUGAAUGACAUGGAACUCAAUAAGCUGUGGAGUGCCCCUGGCCCCAACAACUAUGGCAGACUUGCUGGCGAGAGCAGGUCUAAUGGAGACCUUGUUGGCUGGCUUGAGUUGCUAUCUCAGAUGCACCGCUCAACUCAUAAGUCAUUGUCACCAGCUAAGACUAAAGAUGAUGUUAACCGUGAAAUUAAACUCGUCAACGCACAUCAACAAUUUCACUCGGAUUACCGCCGAAUACCGGCAAUAGAAGUUGUGGAAAGGUCAUGGGACUUUCAGCCACCAGAUGUGUCGCGGCCUUUGGCGAAAACUACGCUCAGUACUUUGGCGGUAAUGGCUCGGAGGAUGGGCAUGCGAUGGAAGGUCUUCCGCCCUGAAGAUGGGAUCAUGCACGCCGAAGGCGGCGGCCAUGUCCUUACAUCGACGGUUGUGAGAACGCUUGGUCUUGUUGUUCAAUACAAUUACCACGGCCAGACCGGCUCUUACUUCCUGAACAAUUCAUAUUCUAAAAAAGCGGGCCUUGGGACAGCACGUAAGAAUGAAGAAAUAUACAUCCCCACUCGCGAAGCAGACAGUCUCGGCGCAGGUGUUGUUCGCGGGGAUGAAAGACUUGGCCUCUCGGAUUUUGUCCUCACAACCCAGGACGAUAUAGUCGAUGCCCUGAACAGCCUAGUAUCUAGGAACGGCAUGGGUGAUUUGCUGAAGGAAAUAUUGCGAUUCGACGCUGGCUUUAUGUUCCCCGUGGGAGAUUUAAUUGCCUUUUCCAUGAUACCGAUGUGCAUUCCAAAUCAAGGAGAAUAUAUGUCACUGGUCCAGAUACCUGCACCGAGCGAUAAUACAGGUGGAGUUACCGCGUCCAGAGCCGGCCGCCUCUCUUUCCGUGGGAGUCUUCGUGACCAUCUUGGAGAUGUAUACUUACACAAUGCCUUGGAAACACAAUCCUUUGCCGACGUCUUAGAAACGGAAUUAUCCGCCGGUAUUUCAGAAACAGCCUCCUCUACCGACCCUGCAAGGUUUACAGCAUCUUGGGCAUUGACAAAGAUCGAGCAACUGAUAAUCGAGGCCGAUGACGACGACAAUCUCAAGAAGAACCCUCCUAAGAAUGCGGAGGAUGAAGGGUGGAUCGUCCGCCGCAAGACUAGUGUCGUUACGCUGGCGCUCGACAUACUUGCACAGUGCAGUGACUACUUCUCAAGCCUAAGUUCUGAGAUCCCUCAAUUCACAUACCCGGCAUUCCUAGAUUCCCACAUCCGUUGCUGCGAUUUCGGAUUUGAGCUCAAGGAUAACUGGGACAACGGGCGAGAGCCAGGAAGCAUAGAGCGAAGGAUGAUGCAGAACUUUACGAGAUCUGAAUAUGAUCAAGUCAGGCAGUAUUUCGAUAGGCUGCCACUUUUAAUGGACCAUUGGAAAAUGUGGGGAUGGACAGAUAAAGGGCAGAUUCUCGAUGUGUGGACGGUGAUGAUGCUGAGGGCGUUUUGCUGGGGAAUCUGCCACUUUUUUGUUCCGGGCGAGAGGGUACCUAUCAGGUAUUAUGGGAGCCAGCUGCCGGUCUGGCUGUCUUGAGUUGAUGCUGGUUUCUCAGGACGUUGUCAACCGGUUGUUAGAGCUCGAGGCGGCAAUACUGGUCCGGUGUCAAAAUAGAGGCUGAACCGUCUAUCAGUUAUAGACUAUAUAUCAUGUUGGACAUUUGCCAAUUAUACAAUCUUAAUCUUUAUCUC